UGUGUGCAGGUGGCCACUUUCCACUAUACAGGACACUCGCUCUCCACCGAUAGGUGUUUGUUUCUAUAUCACUGGUGACAUCAUAAUGGUGGAUAGAAAAAGAACAGCAGUCGUUAAGUCGGAGGAUGAGGAUGAUGAUGACGUUCCAUUGAACAAGAAGGUGAAGGUUGAAGUCAAAGAUGAAGAGGAUGAAGACGACGACGACGACGACGAUGAUGAGGAAGAGGACGACGAGAACGGGACUGCAGAACCAAAAGACGAAGCUAAGACCGAAGAGAACGACGAAGAGGAUGAGGAAGACAACGACGAAGAAGACGAGGCAGAGGAGGAGCGCAAACGCAUCACCAAUUUCAACUUUGAUGGUGUCACCUACUCGUUCAAAGAAAGACCGUCUGUGAUCGAGGAAAAAGAUGGCAAAAUCGAGUUCAGAGUGGUCAAUAACGACAAUACUAGGGAAAACUUGAUUGUGUUGACGGGGUUGAAGAACAUUUUCCAGAAGCAAUUGCCCAAAAUGCCCCGAGAGUAUAUUUCCAGAUUAGUGUACGAUAGAUCACACUUGUCCAUGGCUGUGGUGAGAAAGCCGUUGACUGUGGUCGGAGGAAUCACAUAUAGACCAUUCAACAACAGAGAGUUUGCCGAGAUUGUCUUCUGUGCCAUCUCAUCCACCGAGCAAGUGCGUGGUUACGGUGCACAUUUGAUGAAUCAUUUGAAAGACUACGUCAGAGCAACAUCGCCUAUCAAGUACUUUUUGACGUAUGCUGAUAACUACGCCAUCGGGUAUUUCAAAAAGCAAGGAUUCACCAAAGAAAUUUCCUUGGAUAAGUCCGUAUGGAUGGGAUACAUCAAGGAUUACGAGGGUGGUACCCUAAUGGAGUGUUCGAUGUUGCCGUCAAUCUUAAGGUAUCUUGAUUCGGGUAAGAUUCUUCUACUUCAAAAAGCAGCAAUUGAGAAGAAGAUCAAACAAAGAUCCAAAUCACAUGUGGUCAGACCAGGAUUACAGAUAUUCAAGACAAGCAAGAACGUCAAGCUCGACCCAAGUGAUAUCCCAGGGCUCGUGGAAAGUGGCUGGCUGGAUGAGAUGGACAAAUUGGCACAGAAACCAAAGAGGGGUCCCCACUAUAACUUCAUGGUGACGUUGUUUUCAGAGUUGAGUAGUCAUGCUUCGGCCUGGCCAUUUGCGGUUCCUGUCAAUAAGGAAGAGGUGGCAGACUACUACGAGGUCAUCAAGGAGCCCAUGGAUUUAUCUACGAUGGAACUGAAGUUGGAGAACAACAAAUAUGAAACUUUCGAUCAAUUCUUGUACGAUGCUAGGCUUAUUUUCAACAAUUGUCGGUCUUAUAACAGUGAGACCACCACAUAUUAUAAGCAUGCAAACAAAUUGGAGAAGUUCUUCAACAACAAGAUUAAGGAGAGUGCAGAAUACUCUCACCAUCUCGAAUGAGCAUUCACUAUUCUGGGAAUAAGAAUGUUAGCUCUGUAUUAAUAGACGACAUAAUGAGUAGAUCAAGUCUGAGCGUAG
Suhomyces tanzawaensis NRRL Y-17324 is the source of this 1519-nucleotide messenger RNA. It is a transcript of the gene GCN5, whose product is annotated as histone acetyltransferase. Gene Ontology annotation, cellular component: histone acetyltransferase complex. Gene Ontology annotation, biological process: positive regulation of transcription by RNA polymerase II; chromatin remodeling. The transcript has a single exon. The record is from RefSeq and is a predicted model, not a curated record. Bases 86 to 1441 code for a protein of 451 amino acids. Gene Ontology annotation, molecular function: protein binding; histone H3 acetyltransferase activity. Lineage: Eukaryota; Fungi; Ascomycota; Pichiomycetes; Serinales; Debaryomycetaceae.